CAAAGUGAUACUGGAUUAAACUAAACAAGCGGGUCAUGUUUGCUUCCAUUACAUCGAGCUCUCAAGAAAGGAAUGAAAGCGUCUGUUGUUCUGUUGCUCUCUUAACUCAGAAAAUACUCAGAAAAAAUUACUCAAUAAAACAGAUUUUUUUUAAAAAUUUGUCAAGUGAAUGCAAUACGCGUCCAUAAAAAUAUAUAUACAUAUAAAUAAAUUAAAAAAUAAAAAAUAAAAAUAAAUAAAUAAAAAUUUUAAAAAAGUAGUAAAUAAAUAAUAAUCACUUCUAUUCAUGACAAAUAUUGAGCGUUCAGUUAUUCUUUACUUUGGUACGAAUAUAGUGUCAAGGUACAUGCCCCACCUCAGGAAAUACUUUUCCGCUCUGUCCUGCAUCCUAUAUGACAUCCUUUCAUAUGCAGCUACUUUACCUAAUUCAGUAACCCUGCAGUCCUGGAAAGGAGGUUCUCCAUGUUUCUUCCAGUUCCUGAGAAUGAUAUGUUGCCCAAUCAUAAUAGCAGUUUGUGUCCAGGAUUUUAGUGGAUAGGGAAAAGCAAACAGCACUUUACAGUCUCCUAACAUAUAUAUAACUUGGAGCAGAGGACAAACUGUCCUUUUACGACACUGACAAUAUAACAGUGAAUCUUCAUCUUAGGGCAUGACCACAUCACAUGCAUCAUUGUACCUUCAUCCACACAACACUUCCAACAAGUAGCUGAAUCUUUUAAACCAAGUCUGAAGAGUCUACUCGGGGUCCAAUAAAAUCGAUGUAGAAUCUUAAAUUGAGUAAGUCUAACCCUCAAGUCCCUUGACAUUGUUCGGGCGUUACCACAAACCUUAGCCCAUUCCUGUUCAUCAGUCUCCUUCCCAGGAAAGUCCCAGGGCUGAGAUCCCUUUCUCCCCCUCACAUUCCAUCAGCAUCCUAUAAUAUUUAGCUGCUUCCUGGCCUUUACCCAGUGUCUGGAGGAUUUUAUCUAACUUUUCUGCUGGCUUUGGGGGGUGCAACCUCGGCCCAUAAGUCACAUCAACACACUUUAGUGUUUUCUGAUUGCUUUGCCUCAGUGCAAUGUGCAAAUCUCCAUGCAAAGAGUCAAACUGACUUUCCAUAUUCUUACCUUUAAAUACAAAAUGCUAAACUUGCAUACAAAAGUCCAAACAUGCUCAGUCCUCAGAACACAGACACCUCAUAUUAGCAAAUGUUUCAAUGUGCUGAGUUUGUGGUCGCUACAGAACAGAAAAGGUAAACUGAUGCAGUGAAGUACUGUCGCAAUCAUCUUUUUACCUGCAGUGUAUUUAGAUUUUGAUGGCAGUACUAACAUUAUACCAUUCUGUGUCAAGUGUUACGCAAAGCUGGCUCACUAUGUGUCAAUCUGCCUGUGCAAACCAUAAUGUGACUGCGCAGCUGCUUCUGUGCAUUUCCUCUCCCUUCCAGCCAUUGCUUUGCAUUUGCAAUCAUGAAUAACCAGUUAUUUAAUCUUCAACAGGUGCUCUGAUCUGCUGUUUGACACGUCUUUCCUCUUUGGCUUCAUGAUCUAAAUCCCUCUUCUCCAUUUCCUCAACCAUCCACUUAAUCCUCUUACCUGAAACAUACCCACAUCUUUUCUUUCACACCCACUCGUGCAUGUAUGAACGCUUUUGUAAACGUCUGGAGUCAUGUGCAGCAUCUACAGUUAACAGAAACUCUCAUGCAGUGCAGCUCACACAGACGUAGAGUAGUUCAAAGAUUAUGUUAUGUUGGUUGAAAGAUUACAGACUUGCAGCAGUUGUGCUCUUAGACACCAGCAGGAGACAAUCCACUUUCAAUCUGCAGGCUGCGUCUGAGCCGGGCUGUCACUCAACAUAUUAUUUGGCAAAAUGAAGUCAAAAUUGAGGUGAUUUGACUUUAUUUAUCAAUAAACAUAGAUUGGACAAGGAUAGCAGGACAAUUACCAAUCAAUUAUAGCAACAAAUUGAUGCUUUUUGCCAUAUUUUAUAAGAAAACUCAUUGAAACGGAGCAUGAACACUGUACUGAACAGCUGAAAGACGCGCACUGAGUUAGCACCUCAUCAAUAAUCACCCCUGCAGAGUUACACUAAUAGCUUGUGCAGAGUCGCUCCCUCCAAUAAUGUCAGGGUGUAAUCCUCACCAGCUAAUGAACAACCAAGUAGGAUUUCAGGUGCAGGGUAAACCUCGACCUGUUGCCCCACCACACUACACUGUAGCAACAAGAACCAGGAGGGGAGAGUCGGACACUUUGAAGAAAGGAAGUGUCUUCAAGACCCUGAUAGGACAGAAAUGAUCUCUGUUUGUUCUGGUUGAUGGACGAACACAGAGCAAAGAAGAGAGAAAGAUACAUGCUGGAUGCUGGAUGUUGGAUUUAAUUUACAGUUCUCAAGUCCUCAUUUGAUUCCCGUCUACAGCAAGAAAGAGCGACCAAGGUGCAGCCAUGGACAUCGGUGGCUUGGAGACAGUGGUGGCAAACUCUGCCUACGUUUCAGCCCGUGGCAGCGUGGAUGGAGCUGCAGCAGCUGCCAUGCGCGACAAGAAGAUGCGUGCCAGGCUGAAGCUCCCACACAUCAGAGACUGUGAACACAUGAAAACAUCCAUAGACUCGACCUUUGACAGCAUGUGUGUCAAACAGCCCAUCGGCAAGCGCCUGUUCCAACAGUUUCUGGUGGGUGACGCCACCCAUAAAAAUGCUGGAGAGCUGUGGAAAGACAUUGAAGACUACACCGUCAGCCAAGAGAAGGACAGAGUGCAGAAGGCCCAGAAAAUUGUCAAUAAAUACUACAAGUCAGCUUCAAAGAAUUUUUGCAGCUUCCUGGAGGAGAAGGCCGUCACCCGGGUUGUCGAAGACUUCAAGAACGUCCGUGGUGACCUGUUUAAAGAGAGCGAGCAGCAGCUGCUCAAACACCUGGAGAAGAAUGCCAUAGAUGGCUUCAAGAACAGCAUGUACUUCCUGCGCUUUGUUCAGUUUAAAUGGAUGGAGAGCCAACCUUAUGAUGAGGAGUGGUUCAUGGACUUCAGGGUCCUGGGUAAAGGAGGUUUUGGGGAAGUGUUUGCUUGUCAUGCUAAAGCAACAGGCAAAAUGUAUGCCAACAAGAAGCUGGACAAGAAGAGGCUGAAGAAACGCAAAGGCUACGAGGGAGCAAUUGUGGAGAAGCGCAUCCUUGCAAAAGUUCACAGCCGCUUCAUUGUGACGCUGGCUUACGCCUUCCAGACCAAGACUGACCUCUGCCUAGUUAUGACCAUCAUGAAUGGUGGAGACCUCAGGUUUCAUAUGUAUAAUGUGAAUGAAAAGAAUCCUGGCUUUGAUGAAAAGAGAGCGUGUUUCUAUACAGCUCAGAUCAUCUGUGGGUUGGAGCACCUUCACCAGCACAGAAUCAUCUACAGAGACCUCAAACCAGAGAACGUACUGCUGGAUGAUGCAGGACACGUCCGCCUGUCAGAUUUGGGUCUGGCUGUUGAACUUCCACCAGGAAAAGACACAACUACUGGAUAUGCAGGAACUCCAGGUUUCAUGGCUCCAGAGCUGCUCCAGAAGAAGCAAUACGAUUACUCUGUGGAUUAUUUUACGCUGGGAGUCACCCUGUUUGAGAUGAUUGCCGCCAAAGGGCCCUUUAGAGUACGAGGAGAGAAGGUGGAGAAUGACGAGGUAGCUCGCAGAAUCUUAAAUGAUCCUGCUUCAUAUACACCAGCUUUCAGCAAAGACUGCAAGGACUUCUGUGAAGGCCUGCUGAUGAAGGAUCCAGCAAAGCGCCUCGGGUUUAAAGAUAAUAAUUGCGAUGAGCUUAGGAAUCAGCCCUUCUUCAAAGAGAUUAACUGGGGCCGAAUGGAGGCAGGUAUGCUACCUCCACCAUUUGUACCGAGUGCUACGAUGGUCUAUGCCAAAGAUAUUGACGAUGUGGGCGCCUUCAGCACGAUCAAAGGUGUGGUCCUGGAUAACAAGGACACUGAGUUCUACAAUGACUUUGCUUCUGGCAACAUCCCAAUCCCCUGGCAGGAGGAGAUGAUCGACACAGGUGUGUUUGGAGAGUUGAACAUCUGGGGAGAAAACGGCAAGCUGCCCAAUGACCUCGACCCAAACUUUGUGGAAGCCAAAGGUGGAGGCUGUGUGCUGCUUUAAGUUGCAACAGAUGGAAUAUUUAUUGAAAUCAUACACAUUUAGGUUCAGUAUGUAUUCAAUUGGUGCCACUUCAUUCUAAUCUGUAUUAUCUGUAAUUUGUACAAUACACUGUUAUUGUUGUAAUGAUUGAAGAUAAUUUGUGUAUUUCUAUACCAAGAUAUAAUUAUUAUGUUCCCCUAUUGUGCUAUUUAUAGUGUUAAUGUUAAAGUGGCAGCAUGGUAAAACAUAUUUGAAAUAUUAUGUAAUAAAAAAUGUAAAUAUGGUUAAGUUAUUAAGUUAUAUAAGUUAUUUUGUAUAGAAACUCCAUGCAAUAUUUAUAUAAAUUAUUUUGACUAAAGAAAAGCAACUGUAUUAUCUUUAUUAUUUAUUUAUGUACAUAUUUAUUUAUUCAUCAUAUAAGAAAUGGCAUUUUAGUUAUUAUUAAGGCAAACAUUGUAGGCAGAGGACUUGAAAGCAAUCAAUAAAAUCUUCCAAAG
Molecule: messenger RNA, 4573 nt
Organism: Epinephelus fuscoguttatus (brown-marbled grouper)
Lineage: Eukaryota; Metazoa; Chordata; Actinopteri; Perciformes; Serranidae
Gene: grk1b
Product: G protein-coupled receptor kinase 1 b
Exons: 8
Coding region: 2418-4097 (559 amino acids)
Biological process (GO): signal transduction; protein phosphorylation; regulation of signal transduction
Cellular component (GO): cytoplasm
Molecular function (GO): ATP binding; G protein-coupled receptor kinase activity
Source: RefSeq, a predicted model, not a curated record